AUGGAAAGACAGGCUGUUCAUUUAGAGACAAGUGGCUCAAAAGUGGGCCAGGUCAAUAAACAACAGCGGAGGAGCUAUGAUGCUAAUUUCAAAAUAAUGGUUGUCAAUAAGGCAGAGUCAUCUAACAACUGCCAAGCUGCCAAGAAAUUCGGGGUCACUGAGUGUAAUAUAAGAAGAUGGCGAGCAGAAAAACAACGUCUAAAAGAUGCUAACAGUCAGCGAAAAUCCUUCCGUGGUCCUCAAAGUGGUCGUUUCAUUGAGGUUGACCGGAGGGUUUAUGAAUAUGUCAGGGAAAAAAGAAGUGAGGGAAUGCCCAUUACCAGAGCUGUCAUCCAGCUUAAGGCCCUGGAAAUCGCCAGAGAGCUCAACAUCACUGGAUUUAAAGCCAGCCUCGGCUGGUGUCGUAGGAUGAUGCGGCGUAAUGGACUGUCACUGAGACGGAGAACGAGUUUGGCCCAACACCUGCCGUCAGACUUCGGAGAGAAGCUGCUUUCGUUUCAGCGCUUUGUUAUCAACCUGAGGAAGAAGCACUCCUACCCGCUGGAUCAUAUCGGCAAUGCUGAUCAGACACCCGUUUAUUUCGACAUGCCAACAUCGGUGACUGUAAAUAGAAAGGGAGAAAAGUCUGUGUUGGUGAAAUCAACGGGCAACGAGAAGAGCCGCGUCACUGUCAUGUUGACAUGUCUCGCUGAUGGCAGCAAACUCCCCCCGUAUGUCAUUCUUAAGCGUAAGACAGUGCCAAAGGACCCAAUGCCAGCUGGCAUUAUUGUGCGCGCCCAGGAGAAGGGCUGGAUGGAGUCGGGGCUUGUAGUGGACUGGCUAAAGGUUGUGUGGGGCGCACGCUACGGGGGACUGAGGAAGAGGAGGAACAUGCUCGUUCUGGAUGCGUUCCGCGGCCAUCUGACUGAGCCCGUGAAAAGUCAGGUGCGAGCAAUGAACGGGGAUCUUGUGAUCAUACCAGGGGGAAUGUCAAGCCAGCUACAGGUGUUGGACGUAGUUGUGAACAAGCCUUUCAAGGAUAACCUGCGAAAAAAAUACACAGAGUGGCUCCUGUCUGGCAACCACGCACUCAAACCGACCGGGAAAAAACAGAAGCCGUCAGUCCGUCUACUGUGUGAAUGGAUCCUGCAUGCAUGGGAUGCUGUUCCCUCACAGAGCAUCAUCGAUGGCUUUAAAAAAUGUUGCAUCUCAAAUGCAUUGGACGGCAGCGAGGAUGACGUGGUUUGGGAGGAGCCGGUGGAAGCGGAGCAGCUGGGGAGCGAUGACAGCGAGAGCGAACACAGCGGGGCAGAGGACGUGUGUGAGGGAUAGAGAGACAUCGGAGGAGAAGUUGGGCGAAUUUUUGUUAAGUUUAGUUAAAUGUGUGGCCUGUAUUUUCUGUUA
Molecule: messenger RNA, 1383 nt
Organism: Gadus morhua (Atlantic cod)
Lineage: Eukaryota; Metazoa; Chordata; Actinopteri; Gadiformes; Gadidae
Source: RefSeq, a predicted model, not a curated record